AUGCAGGCGGUCUCUGUGGAGGAUCCCACGCUGACCAUCUCGGAGAUCGCGAGAUGUCUAAGCCCUGACUCGAUGUCCCAGCUGAAGGGGGAAACCUUAAGGCGGACCACCGAGCGUAGCGACCGGAUCACGCCGAACGAAUUGAAGAAGAUCUUCAGACAGAUCGGCUUGGAUCUCAACGACGACGCCUGGCCGCAGGUCUUUCAGGAGCUGGACCGGGAUGCUCAGGGCCGAAUCCGCUAUACCGAGUUCGUGGAUGCUCUGGAGCGGGCGGAGGAGGAGUGCCGGCAGUGCGGCAUCGCCGCGGCGAUGGCCGCGGGGGGUGCGCUGGGGCAGAGCGCGCUACAAGCAGGUUUGGGCCUGCGAGAGGCGGCGGACUGCGCGGCGGGGGCAGCGCUGAGGGCGGCCGCGGAGUUUGGGAUGGUGCCGGUGGACGCCGCCGCGCUGGGCGGCCGUGCGGCCGCGAAGCUGGCGGCCGAGCAAAGCCUCGACCGGGCGCAGGCCGCGGACGCCGCCGCCGAGGCGGCUGGGCAGCACGCCACGCGUGCGGCGCUCGAGGCGGAUCUCACCUUGGAGCAGGUGGCCGACGAGGCGGCGAUCGCAGCGUCGGCGGCAGCCGAGGAGGCUGGGAGCGGCGCGCAGCAGGUGGCCGAGGUCUCCGCGCGCGCGGCCGGUGUGGCCGCAGGCGAGUUGGCGGCCGAGGCCGGGAACACCGCCAUGAAGUCGGCGGAGAUCGCCGCAAAGGCGGCCACCAAGUCCGCUGCAGCCUCGGGGCUGCCGCCCUAUCAGGCGGUGGAGCCAGUGGCCACGGCGGCGGCCAGGUCAGCCAUGCGUGCGGCACUGAAUGGUGGGCAUCCCUACUUGAUCGUGGCGGAAGUCACCAGGCAGUUGAACUCCCAGCUGGUUGAAAACCUCAAGGAGGUGCAUCAGAAUCGGCCAGAUCGACUAAGUGUGAGCGAGUUGAAGGACCUCUUUGGUCAGGCGAACAUCGAUAUCCAUGAGGACACCUUGAGGCAGGUCUUCGAGGAGAUGGGCGUAGAAGGCUCGCAACCCAUCAGCUUCCAAAGCUUCUUCCAGGCUUUGGAGAAGUCUCACGGCAUCUUCAUGGAGGCUGGAAAGGCCGCCGCCUCCAUCGCUGGCCGCGUCCUGGGACAGAGCGCUGCCUCCGCUGGGGAUGAUCCCGAACAGGCUGGUGAGGUGGCGGCGAGCGCUGCACAGGCGGCAGCCAGGACCAGUGGCCUCUCGGACGAGCAGCUCGCGGAGGUGGCCGUGACCGCAGCGGGCAACGCCGCGGGCCAUGCAGCCUUGGCUGCGGGCGGCGCUCCGGAGGCUGUGGCCUUCGUGGCGGGCCAGGCGGCCAUCAAUGCAGCUACCACCGCCGGUCUCAACACACAAAGGCUACCACAGGUCAUCAUCCCGGUUUUUGCUCGGGCAGCAGGAAGAGCCGCUGCCCAGCGUGCGGGCAAUGGUCGGGAUUCCUCGAAAGCCUUAGAGGUUGCCGCAAGAGCCGCGAGCGAUGCUGGGCUCAAGCUGGCCUUCAUGACAGAUGCACAUAUCCAAGAGGCGGCCGAGACGGCUUCGAACGAGGCCUCGCGGGUCUUGGCCUCUGGCCCAGGAAGCUUGGCGGAAAGUCUCGGCGUGGCGCUUCCAGUGUCCGGCAUGUGGUGGCAGUUGGAGCCAGCCUUUGAAGGCCUCAGCGGUGCUCGCAUCAUCGAUGCGAUCCCUGCGGAACCCGCGUGGCCCUCCCCGCGGCGUUGGCGCACCUGGCUGCGCGCCAACUCCGCCGCGGAGAAAGGCCGCAUCGCCGUGGUGCGGGACGCGGUGCAUGGUCAUCAGAGUCAGUUGCUGCGGGACACCGCCAUCCAGAACUACGGCCUCGGUCAGCAAGGUUUCGCCUUGAUGGCCGGGAAGGACUACGACUGCGUCCUUUGGGCCAAAGUGGAUCGUAUCGAAGCGGCCCGGGUCACUGUUUCGCUGCGGGACGGAGAGCAACGUGCAUCGCCCGUGUACAGCCAAUGGCUUGGGGCAUCCUCACGGUGGCGCCCCUUGAGCUUCACCCUCACGAGCAAUGUCACGAGCCAUUGUGGCAUGGUGAAAAACAGAUCUGGCAGAUCCGGCCGCAGAUUCUGCGUGCAGGCCAAGGAGCUGCCGCACCGCUGCUACCGCUGCAGUGGCGGCUUUGAGAUCGCCAUCGAAGGCGAAGCGAUGGUGGACCAGGUGUACCUCGGCCCAGGCGACUGGGGCCGCUUCAAGGGAUUGCCGGUUCGGCGCGGGGUGGCGGAGGCCAUGUUUCAAACCGCCGCUUGGGAAGUGCUCCGCUUAGGAGGCAGCAUGUGCAACGCGCCCGAGUACCGCUGGAAGCACUUCCGCGGUCCACGGGAGAGUCGUCAGCCUUGGCAGGGCUUUUGGCAUCCCUACGUGAGCAGUGGCUUCGGCCUGUUCGAAGUCUUAGAGCUUUGCGAAGCUGCAGAGGUGCACUGCGUCAUCACUUUGAAUAACCAGGAGACCCCUGAGGACGUGGCCGACUUCAUCGAGUACUGCUUUGCUUCGGACGCGUCCUCUAAGUGGGGAACUUUGCGGAUGUCCGAUGGGCGAACCAGGCCCUACAAGAUCUUCACGCUGGAAAUCGGGAAUGAACAAAACCUGACGAUGGACUUCGUUCAGCAGGUGUCAGCAAUCACACAGGCCAUCGCGCUACGCUGUGCUCAGAAGCAGCUGUUGAUGCCGCAGAUUGUGGUGGGACAGAACAUUGAUCUGAUCCCGAACUUCGAGAGCACACAGGGUCGGAAGGUGACCGAAGAGAUGUUGAAGGUCUUGAAAGGCGUGGUGCAUAGCGCCUGGGAUGCCCACAUCGGAGGUGAUGCUUUCUCGGACGUGGGCGACUUCAAGAAACUGCUGAAUGUGAGCAUGAGCUUCUUUCAGCCCUUCGGCACUCAGCUGGUGGUCUUGGAGGAGAACGGUGUGACCCACGACUUGCAACGUGCGCUGAACCACGCGCGCUUCCAUCUGGUGAGCUCGUAUCAAGGUGACUUUGUGCUCAUGGACACGGCGGCGAAUGGACUUCAAGUCUUCAAUCAGAACGACAAUGGUUGGGACCAGGGCCAGAUCAUGAUCACGCCGGACCAGGUUUGGCUUUCACCCUAUGGCUGGUCGCAAGCCAUGCUCUCCAAGCACAGCAAGGCCUUCAAUGUGCCACUUCACUUUGAGAUCUCUGCUGUUGAAGACCUCGAACUGGGCGCGUACAGGUCGACGGAGGGUGCCUCAAGAAGUGGUGUUGGCCUUCGACUGGUGCAGUGGUCAGGUCGAGAUCAAGAAGUGAACGUCACUUUGAGGUGGCCCCACAGCACCGCCGACCUCUCCGCGGAGGUCCUCGCGGGCUCGCUCCGCGCGCUGAACGGCCCGGAAGAUCCCAGGCACGUUGCUCCACGGCCACUGCACGUCGCGUGGGAUCGCAGUGACGUGCUGUGCCUCUCGCUGACGCUGCCGGGCUACGCGCUGGCCACGGUGUCGGCGACUGGGACAAACCAGAAGUCGUCUUGGCUCCUGAAGUGGUCCUCGUGUGAAACGCGGAAGAACCGUUUGCACCGUUGGCGUUUAGCCGUGGCGUGGCGGGCCGAGGAAGGGCCAGCGGCACUGGUCGUGGGGCCGAAGGCGCCUCCCUCUGCACCGGCACCCAAGCCCGCAGCAAAGAAGGCCGCGGCCAAGCCGAAGCCAGAGCCUAAGGCUCCACCGCCCAAGGCGCCGGCGCCGGCGCGGCCGGCGCCUGCCGCGCCUGCCGCGGCGCCGGAGGCGAAGCCCAAGGCGGCGCCCAAGGCGGCGCCGGCGAAGGCCACGGCGCCCAGGCCGAAGAGUAGGACCGGCUCGUUACCCUCGGCCGGCAAUUCGGCGAGGAGUGGGUCCAAGCAGUCAGAAAGCCGACCUGAGAGCCGCCCUGAGUCGCGAGGCGAGACGCCGAAGGCCAAACCCAAGGCAAAGUCUUCGACCUCCAGUCGAUUCAAGGGGCUCUCUGCUGAGGCCACCGCUCCAGACAAGGCAGCGCCCAGGACGGCGGAGGCUGAGCGUGAAGCUACGCUGCCACCCUCCAGCCGUAGCAUGCCGCUGUCGCAGACCCAGCCUGCCUUGAAGGCACACAGCGCUUCGAGCCCAGCACCGGAGGUCCGCAUGGUGAUGGAGCCCAUUGCUCAGGCGUCCUUUGCUGCGCCCAGCGGGAAGUCCCUCCAGGUUCCUGCUGUGCAGCGCUUCUACACACCGUACAUGGUCGCACGCCCCGCCAGUGCCACGAUCCCAGUGGCGCCCGGUGGCACGCCCAUGGCCGUGUCCCCCACAGCCUCCAUGUCGCCGCCCAGUGUCUUUAGGUCGCCCAGCCAGCCAGUCAUCUCUCCACCGCGCACGUCCCUCGGGGUGGUGCCGGCCAUGCCCAGCGGGACCCUCCAGCGUGCAGCUACUUCGGCCACCACCCCAGUGGCUGGUGCGGUCUUGACCGCUCCUCAGGUCUUUGCAGCCAACAUGGUGACGAGGUCGGUGACGGGUGCACCCUACACCGCCAGCACGCCCGGCAGAUAUCAGCCCACAGCUGUGCUGGUCUCUCCGCAGCCGACCAUGCGGGUCCUGGAGAACCCCACCGCGCUGCCCUUCGGAACCAUGACCGCGCCGCCCGCUGGCGCCGUGCCGUGCGGCGCGCCCUGCGCCAGCGUGGCCUCGGUGCAGCGGUUGGAGACGAAUCGGGAGGUGAGACCCAGUGUGGUACCAGCGCCCUGGACCUUUGCCGAGCCCGUGACGCCGGGCGCCACAUUGGCGGCGCCGGUUGGGCCGCCGCGGGCCAUGGCGUUUCCACCGGCCAUGGCCAUGGCGUACCCCUCGGCGUAUCGACCCAUGACCGUGCCUACGGUGGCGCACUGCCAGUGA
Durusdinium trenchii is the source of this 4905-nucleotide messenger RNA. Lineage: Eukaryota; Dinophyceae; Suessiales; Symbiodiniaceae. The record is from the annotation of a GenBank genome assembly.